AUGGCCCCGCCAGAAUCCUAUCUCGUCAUUGGCGGUGCGGGCUCCCUUGGAGAAGUCGUCGUGCAACAACUCCUGGCUCGUGGAGAGAGCAAGGUGUCCAUCUAUGACGCCCUCCCGUUAGCGCCCGAGCAGCACAACCGCUUUGGUGGCUUCGUCCAGUCGUUUGUUGGAGAUCUCACCGCUGCGGAUAAUACAUUCGAGGCUGCCCUCGUAGCAUCUGAGGCGACCUGCAUCAUCCACUGUGGAAUGGUUGUUACACCGACAAGCCAAGCUGCUCUCUACCCCGCGGGACCUCUACCCUUCUUCACGCCCGCUCAGAGAAAAGCCCAGUCUGACGCCCUCCGUGACCUUCACCGCAAGAUUAACACGGACGGCAUGCGUCGUGUCUUUGCAGCCAUUCUCCAAGGCGGCAGUACCGUAACGCAGAUGGUCUACAUCUCUCAAGCCGACAUCGUCUUCGAUGGAAGUCACAAACCAAUGCUUCGUGAAGCAGAUGCUCAAUACCCCGCCAAGAUUUGGGACGAUAUGCUAGAGCCUGCAUUAUUGGGAGAACGAAUGGUGUUGAGCUUUAAUGGCGUCGAGUCGUUGCGAACUGCGACUAUCCGUCCUGCUGCUCCUUAUGGCCCUGGACGAAACAUUGCUAACUCUAUCCGUGAACUUCAGGCUAAACCCGGCAUAGCAACCCUUCAAAUUGGGGACAACACCAAUCUCGUUGACCGCACCUAUGUCGAUAACAUCGCCCAUGCCGCCAUAUUGGCAGCUGACCGCCUCUCGCCUGUCCACCCCAACCACAAAGCCACUGUCGGCCAAGCAUUCUUCAUUUCCGAUGCAUCUCCCCGCCCGUUAUGGGAUUUCUUGCGCGAUAUUUGGAGCAGUGUGUCGUCGCUUCCGCGAGGAAUCCCGACCCACAUCUCCAAGACACCCAUCUACAUGGCUGCUGGGUUCGUGGACAUGAUCAACAACGUCCGGGGCAAGAAAACGAAUGCAUUCAAGCGCAUGCAGUUUUUGUGCGCUACGCGGACCUAUGAUAUCAGCCUAGCGCAAAGUGUGUUGGGUUAUGCGCCGAUUGUGUCAUACGAGGAGGGUAUUCACAAGACGGCAGAGUGGUGGCUUCAGCAGCAGCUCAAGUUGUGCCAGAGCAGACGGGUGGAACCAGUCCAGCCACCUUUGUAUGACCCUGAGGAGAAUAUGUAUAUCUCAGAGAAGAGCCCCUUCUUCUGA
Mycena indigotica is the source of this 1221-nucleotide messenger RNA. RefSeq names its product 3Beta-HSD domain-containing protein. Gene Ontology annotation, molecular function: 3-beta-hydroxy-Delta5-steroid dehydrogenase (NAD+) activity. Gene Ontology annotation, biological process: steroid biosynthetic process. The transcript is spliced from 3 exons. The record is from RefSeq and is a predicted model, not a curated record. Lineage: Eukaryota; Fungi; Basidiomycota; Agaricomycetes; Agaricales; Mycenaceae. The coding region runs from base 1 to 1221 and encodes 406 amino acids.